This is a messenger RNA of Colletotrichum spaethianum, 471 nucleotides long. RefSeq names its product oxidoreductase swnN. The transcript has 2 exons. The record is from RefSeq and is a predicted model, not a curated record. Lineage: Eukaryota; Fungi; Ascomycota; Sordariomycetes; Glomerellales; Glomerellaceae. Bases 1 to 471 code for a protein of 156 amino acids.
AUGAGUCCUCUCACACUUGUCGUCGACAUCCCUAACAAUGCUGCGACCAUCCCUGGCUCUGGCAACACCCCUAUCGCUUUCACCCACACAGCGGACGUGGGCAGGUUUGUGGCGGCAGCUUUAGACCUUGAGAAAUGGGAGACCGAGACAUUUGUUGUUGGGGACAAGGUGACCUGGAAUGAAUUUCUACAACAUGCGGAGGCUGCUAAAGGCACGAAGUUUGAUGUCACCUAUGACAGCAUCGACAAGUUGAAGACUGGCCAGGUGACGGAGCUCCCCGGCCAUGUUCCUGUGUAUCCAUUUUUCCCCAAAGAAGCCUUGCAGGGAAUGAUUUCUAUCUUCGGCCUAUGGUUUAAUGAUGGAACCUUUGAUAUCCCUCCAUCAGGCACAAAGACACUCAACGAAGUAUUUCCGGAAAUCAAGGCUUGGACUGUCAAGGAUAUCCUCAACGCCGCUUGGAAAAAGGGUUGA